Molecule: messenger RNA, 452 nt
Organism: Echinops telfairi (small Madagascar hedgehog)
Lineage: Eukaryota; Metazoa; Chordata; Mammalia; Afrosoricida; Tenrecidae
Product: monocyte chemotactic protein 1B-like
Exons: 3
Coding region: 1-330 (109 amino acids)
Biological process (GO): chemokine-mediated signaling pathway; immune response; monocyte chemotaxis
Cellular component (GO): extracellular region
Molecular function (GO): CCR chemokine receptor binding; chemokine activity
Source: RefSeq, a predicted model, not a curated record
AUGAAGGUCUCCGUGGCUCUCCUCAGCCUACUGCUCUUCACCUCCCAGGUGCUUGCUCAGCCAGAUGCAAUCAAUUCGCCGGUCACUUGUUGCUACUCAUUUUUCCCCCAGAAGAUCCCUGUGCAGAGGCUGGUGAGCUAUAAGAGAAUCAUCAACAGCAAGUGUCCCAAAGAAGCUGUGAUCUUCAAGACUAUACUGGGCAAAGAGAUCUGUGUUGACCCCAACCAGAAGUGGGUCAAGAGUUCCAUCGCCUCCCUUGCCAAGAAAACCCAGACACCAAGGACUUACAGUACAACUCAAGAAACCACCACGGCCAUGACAGGAUUAUAACCCAAGAAAGGGCUACAACCCAAGAAGCUACUACAUCCAGGAGACAAGGACUAGUUUCCUCUACCUUUCCCUAUAUUUGUCUGAUAUUAUUUUAUUAUUAUGUUGUACAACGUGAACUUUGU